AUGAAGAUUAGGCUGUGGGGAAGGUCACACGGUUUCAUACAUUUCGCUACGUUCCAAAGUGUCACGAUCCGCAGCGCGCCCGUCGACGCUGCUCUGCUCGAGUCCGCCGUGGCUCGUCCUGCCGCCUCUUCCCAGCGGAGUGUGCGGUUAAAUGGACUCAAGACCUUCCGUGGAGGACAUCUGGGUCAAAGCUUCGCCGCAACAACUCAAAGCGCACCUAUCGAUCGGCUUCAAUCCAAGCAGAGGAUCCAUGGCCGCUCCGCAGUGCGCGCCGCCGUCGCCGUUGAGGCUCCUGAUGACUCAGCUCUGGUAACCCGCUCAGACAUUCGCAACAUCGCCAUCAUCGCGCACGUCGACCACGGCAAGACGACGCUCGUCGACGCCAUGCUCAGACAAGCCAAGGUGUUCCGCGACAACCAGCAGAUGCAAGAGCGCAUCAUGGACAGCAACGACCUGGAGCGCGAGCGAGGCAUCACGAUUCUGAGCAAGAACACGGCCAUCCGGUUUCGCGGCACCAAGAUCAACAUCAUCGACACGCCCGGCCACUCCGACUUCGGCGGCGAGGUGGAGCGCGUGCUCAACAUGGUCGAUGGCGUGCUGCUGCUGGUGGACUCGGUCGAAGGUCCCAUGCCGCAGACGCGGUUCGUGCUGAAGAAGGCGUUGGAGCUGGGGCACCGCGUGGUGGUGGUGGUGAACAAGGUGGACCGCCCAGCGGCGCGCGUGCAGCACGUCAUCAACGCCACCUUCGAGCUCUUCUGCGAGCUCGAAGCCACGGACGAGCAGUGCGACUUCACAACCGUCUACGCCAGCGGGAUUCAAGGGAAGGCUGGUAUGGAGCCCGAUGCGCUUGCUGAUGAUCUCGAGCCGCUGUUUGAAUCGAUUAUCAAGUGCGUUCCGGGCCCGAAGGUCCAGCCGAACGCGGCGCUGCAGAUGCUGGUGACGAAUCUGGAUUAUGACGAGCAUAAGGGGAGGAUUGCGAUUGGCCGCGUGCACGCGGGGAAGCUCGCGCGCGGGCAGGUGGCGAAGAUUUGUACUCCCGAUGGCGCCUGCCGCGUGGCGAAGGUCGUGGAGCUGUUCGUGUACGACAAUUUCGCGCGCGUCCCCGUUGAUGACGUGGAGGCGGGAGAUAUCUGCGCGUUGUCCGGCCUGCCGGACGUGCAGAUUGGCGAGACGAUCGCGGACCGCGACGGCGACGCGCUGCCGACGAUCUCGGUGGAGGAACCGACGGUCAAGAUGAGCUUCUCCGUGAACGUGUCGCCGUUCGCGGGGCGCGAGGGGAAAUUCGUGACCUCGCGGAACCUGAGGGACCGGCUGAUGCGGGAGCUGGAGAGAAAUCUGGCGAUGAAGGUGGAGGACGGGGAGAGCGCUGAUACGUUCCUGGUCAGCGGUCGUGGUACCCUGCACAUCACCAUCCUCAUUGAAAACAUGCGGAGGGAGGGGUACGAGUUCAUGGUUGGGCCACCACGGGUCAUCAACAAAGUGGAAAACGGCAAGACGCUAGAGCCGUAUGAGGAAGCGGUGGUGGAGGUACCAGAGGAGUAUGUGGGGGCUGUGGUGGACAUGCUCGGUACACGCAAGGGGCAAAUGCUCGACCUGCAGGCCUCCAGUUCCGGGACCACAGUGGUGAAGUACCGUGUACCAACCCGUGGCCUGCUGGGGCUGCGCAAUGCCAUGCUGACUGCCACGCGAGGCACGGCCGUCAUCAACACCAUCUUUGACAGCUAUGGCGAGUGGGCAGGCGACAUGAGCACUCGCGAGCAGGGCUCCCUGGUAUCCUUCGACACGGGCCCAACCACGUCGUAUGCGCUCUUCAGCUGUCAGGAGAGGGGGCAGCUGCUGCUGGGGCCGGGAGUGGAGGUGUACAAGGGGCAGAUCAUCGGCCUCCACCAGAGGCCCGGGGACCUGGACUUGAAUGCGUGCAAGAGGAAAGCUGCCACCAACGUGCGAUCCAACAAGGAUGCCACAGUGGUGUUGGCGGCGCCCCUUGAGUUCAGCUUGGAUGACUUUGUGGAGGGCAGGCUUGAACCGCCAUGGACGCUUGGCCUGGAGCAGGCGACAUCAGAGCGACUCGGAGGAGGCGAAAUCGCGUCCUACUCGUUCGGCGUCCUCAAGGAGGCAGCUGACGUGGCGGUGGAGAGACUUGUGAUUCGCCAGUGCGGAUUGCUGCUACCUCGAGUGUCUAUUGGUUCUCCGUCCCUGCUGUUCAUUCAGCAAGGGUCUGGUGUGGUGGAGCUGAUAGAUGACAACGGCCAGGCACCUUCUGACGUGUCACCAAUCACUGUGAACCACGGUGAUGCGGUGGUGGUUCCCAAGGGGUGGACGUACAGCAUCGGGAACUACCUCAACCAAUCGCCAGAGCUCAUUAUCACAGCCGUCCGAUUCAACCAUCACAAGCAGAAAUCGUACCUUGCAGGCAGCAACCCCCACUCGGUGUUGUCUGGCUUCAGUCUGCACAUGCUGGAGACGGCAUUCAACCAGCAGCACGAUGUGGUCAGAGCGCUGCUUGACCAGGCCACCGGGGGAGGGAUCAUCGUGUCCCGCUGCGUACCACCCUCGCCUCCUGAGCCUCCCGAGCCUGCUGCACAGGAGGAUGCGGCAGAGGAGGAUGGGUCAGAGGAGGAUGGGUCCGAGCGUGAUGUGUCAGGGCUGGAUGUUUCAGGGGAUUUGGAGGAGUUAGGAACGGACUUCAAGGCGCUCAGGCACGCAGGCAUUCAGGGCGAAAUUGUGCUGCUCACCCUCUACCCGCAUGCGGUGGUUGCUCCGCACAUCCACGGCAAUGCAGCAGUGGUCUUCACGGUUCUCAAGGGUUCAGGCCACUUUGAGUCGGUGCUCCCCAAUGGCACCACCGCCGCCAGCGAUGCCGUUCAGGCAGGCCACGUGGGGGUGGUUCCCAUGGGGUGUGCCCAUGCUCUGCAGGCGGGAGAGCAGGGCGUGAAGAUUCUCGGCAUUCGAAUUGGUUCUUAUCAUCCAUCCAUCAAAUUUCUUGCAGGGAGCAUGAGUGUGUACAAUGCAAUGAGGCCGGCACUUGGAGUUCCCAAGAACGCGUCGAAGCAAGACAUCAAGAGCGCGUACCGACGACUCGCUCGGCAGUUCCAUCCCGAUGUCAACAAGGAUCCCGGUGCGGAGGACAAGUUCAAGGAGAUUAGUACCGCGUACGAGGUUCUUUCGGACGAUGAGAAGCGGCCACUAUACGACCGGUUUGGGGAGGCGGGCGUGUCUGGUUCUGGUGGCAUGGGAGGAGCGGGAGCCUACACGUCGAACCCGUUCGACCUGUUCGAGUCCAUAUUCGGGCCGGGUAUGGGCGCGGCCGCGAGGGGAGGCAUGGGCGGAAUGGGCGGAAUGGGCGGCAUGGGCGGCGCUGGGCCGCGGACGCGACAACCUGUUCCUGGCGACGAUGUCAAAAUGGAGAUGCCGUUGGAGUUCCGCGAGGUGAUAUUCGGCGCGGAAAAGACCAUCAACGUGGCGCACCUGGACGGCUGCAACGAGUGUGGGGGCUCGGGCGCCAAGGCAGGCACGUCCCCCCGCACGUGCCCCACGUGCCGGGGCAUGGGGCAGGUCAUGCAGACAAGGCAGACAGCUUUUGGGAUGUUCUCCUCGGUGUCCACGUGCUCGACGUGUAUGGGAGUGGGGGAGGUGAUAUCUGAGUUCUGCCGCAAGUGUGGGGGCGAGGGGCGGGUGCGGACGCGCAAGCCAGUGGUGAUCAACGUGCCGGCAGGGGUGGACUCGGGCACGGUGCUUCGAGUUAAAGGGGAGGGCGACGCUGGCAUGCGCGGGGGCAAGCGGGGCGACCUGUAUGUAUUUGUGAAGGUGAAGGAGACGAUGGGCAUUCGCAGGGACGGCAUCAACCUCUACUCCAAUGUCAGCAUCGACUACACUGAUGCCAUUCUGGGCACUGUGGCUAAGGUGGCCACGGUGGAUGGGGCAGCGGAGCUGAGAGUGCCAGCAGGCACGCAGCCAGGCGACACACUGGUGUUGGAGCGCAAGGGCGUGCCCAAGGUGGGCAAGAGCAACAUUCGCGGAGACCACUUCUUCCAAGUCAACGUCUCCAUCCCUAAACGAGUCAGUCCCACGGAGCGGGACCUGGUAGAGGAGCUGGCGUCGAUUCACAAGACGGGCAAGACGCGCACCGGCAUCACUGUGGAGGGCGCCAGGCCUCGGGGUUCCUCAUCCAGUUCGGGCAUGGAUGGGGAGGGCAUCGUCGACACUGUCAAGAAUGUUGUUUCGGGCAUCAAAAACUUCUUCAGCAAGUGA
This is a messenger RNA of Closterium sp. Yama58-4, 4251 nucleotides long. The record is from the annotation of a GenBank genome assembly. NCBI's taxonomy places the organism in Eukaryota, Viridiplantae, Streptophyta, Zygnematophyceae, Desmidiales, Closteriaceae.